Molecule: messenger RNA, 3543 nt
Organism: Nezara viridula (southern green stink bug)
Lineage: Eukaryota; Metazoa; Arthropoda; Insecta; Hemiptera; Pentatomidae
Source: the annotation of a GenBank genome assembly
CAAAGUGCGGUGGGCGUGGGCUAACCUUAACGUAAUGACUGUACUUCUGUGUUAGUUAUGUUCUAUUUAAUUGCAAUUUAAGUGAUCAGUAGUGUAUUUAACAACAUUUUCUUAAAAUUAAGUUGCAAUGAGGACUUUAAUAGGUGUUAUCUGGUUGGCAUACACAUUAUAUACGAUAGGUGUUCUUUGCCAGUAUGAAUGGCAACAAAGAGAUUCCUUCGAUGAAGUUAGGAAAAGACUUGAUAGAGUCUCGAGCGCUAAUUGUGAACUCCAAAAUCUUUACGAUUUAUUUUUGCCAAGCGAUUCAGUUUCUCAUUUACCGGAUAUUAAAGAAUUGAAUAUAAACCCUAUUUUCCCCAACAGGACUGCCCUGUUACAUUUACAUAAUUUAGUGUUGAGUAGAUCCUUUUUCUUUAGUUAUAUUUUACAAGCGAGGUUUAUACGUCCUGCAAUCAAUGAUACAUAUGAUCCUGGUAUGAUGUAUUACUUUCUGUCAACAGUUGCAGAUGUAUCCUCAAACCCUUACAUAAAUGCAAGUGCCAUAUAUUUUUCACCGAAUGCUGCCUAUACACCCUCCUACAGAGGAUUCUUUAACAAAACUUUGCCUCGAUUUGCACCUCGAACUUUUCGUGCUGAUGACUUCAAUGAUCCUAUUCAUGUUGAAAAAUUAUCUACUCUAAACAUGUUUACUGUUAAUGAUUUAGGAGCCUUUAACCCAAAUGAAACUCUAAGUUUAGAUUACACGACUGACUUUUAUCGGAUCAAUGAAUGGUAUUCUGCCUGGUUACCUGAUAAUGUUGUUGGACGACAUGAUACAAAAACAACUUACCAAGUAGAGAUCCGUUAUGCUAAUAACACAAAUGAGACAUUCACUUUCCACGGUCCUCCAGGUGCUGAUGAAAAUCCUGGCCCAGUAAAAUGGACCAGACCUUACUUUGAUUGUUCCCGAGCUAAUAAGUGGCUUGUUGGUGCUACUGUUCCAAUUGCUGAUAUAUAUCCUCGUCAUACUGGAUUUAGACAUGUUGAAUAUCCAACUUAUACAGCAGCAGUUGUUAUUGAAAUGGAUUUUGAUCGUAUUGAUAUAAAUCAAUGUCCUUUGGGGGAAGGAAAUAAUGGGCCAAAUCGUUUUGCUGAUACUGCAAGAUGCAAAAAAGAAACUACAGAAUGUGAACCACUUCAUGGCUGGGGCUUUAGAAGAGGGGGUUAUCAAUGUCGAUGUAAACCUGGAUGGAGGCUUCCACCUAUCACACGACGACCUUUCCUUGGGGAAAUCCUAGAAAGAGCUACUACUGAACAGUAUUUUAAUGGAUUUGACUGCCUUAAAAUAGGCUGGGUUCAGAAGAUGCCUAUCAAGUGGAAGAAAGCUCCUCAGUAUAUGAGAGAAAAGUAUUUGGAUUUAUUUUAUGCUUAUCGAAACCAAUCACAAGAUCCUUUUAACUCACCAGUCCAUCAAAAACUUCUUAAUGUUCAUGAAGCAAUAAAUUUUAUUCUUGAUGUGAAACCUGGUAAUUGUCACACCUACAAACCUAAAGAUCUUAUUUUACCUGGUGAUGUUAGUUUUGGGGCUGAAGAAUUUUUUGAAAAUGAAGCAAAGAUGGCAGUGAGAUUAGCUAACUUCCUAAGUGCAUUUUUACAGAUUUCUGACCCUAAAGAAGUAUUUUCUGGAAAAAGAGUUGCUGACCGACCUUUGUCUGAAGACCAAAUGAUGGGAGAAACAUUAGCUCUCGUUAUUGGUGAUAGUAAAAUUUGGUCUGCUGGUACUUACUGGGAUCGGAAUAAGUUCACCAACCGUACAUUAUUUGCUCCUUACGCCUAUAAAAAGCCAUUUGCAUCAAGAAAGUUUAAAUUAGAAGACCUUGCCCGCUUGAAUAAUACUGAGGAAGUUUACACAAAUGCCCAAUGGUUUCAGUUUUUAAAAGAAAGAUGGUCAACCAAUUUUGAUUCUUUGGAAAAAUAUUUUAUGAAAAUGAAGAUAAGAUUUAACGAAACUGGAUUACAUUCCAAAAAGUUUGAGCAAUAUCCUAAUUUUUAUAGGGCUGCCAAGUUGACGGAUGGUUACUGGACCAAUCCUUAUUUCGACUGUAAAGGAAAAGUAAAAAAAUGGCUUAUAACUUAUGCUGUACCAUUUUUCGGUUGGGAUAGUUUAAAAGUGAAAUUAGAAUUUAAGGGUGUUGUCGCAGUUAAUAUGGAUUUACUUCAGCUGGAUAUAAACCAGUGUCCUGACCAUUAUUAUGUCCCAAAUGCCUUUAAAGAUACACAUAAAUGCGAUAAAAAAUCAUCUUACUGUGUGCCAAUCCUAGGCCGAGGUUUCGACGCAGGAGGCUACAAGUGUGAGUGUCUCCAGGGCUACGAAUACCCCUUUGAGGAUCUCAUCACUUAUUAUGAUGGUCAGCUUGUGGAAGCUGAGUUCCUCAAUCUUGUCGUCAACAACGCCACUAGGUAUGACAUGUUCAAAUGUAGAGUAGCGGGUGCAGCUGAUACCAGAGUGAGCUUCCUCGUAUUGGUUGUUCUGUUUAUUGUAGCUAGGCUACUAAAUUAAUAGCAAUCAAUGUGUAAUACUCUCUAUCAUCUUAUCAUCUCGUGCAAUACUUGUUUGUUAAUCGAGAUCAAAAUUAUUUUAAAGUCAAUCAAAAUUUUGGAUUUCGAUAAUUGAAAAAUUAGGUAAUUUAUGUUUGGCAUUUAAUUGUAUUGAAUAAAUUUCAUUAGAUCUUUGCUAACUUAAAGAAUUUUGAUUUAAGGUAUCUUAUUGUAUUAUGAUAUGAUAUAGUAUAUAUUAACCUGCACAAAUUGAUCUGUUCACAUAUUUAUUAUAAAUAAUGAAUGAAAGUAAUUUUUUUUUUUUAUAUAGCUUCAAUUAUUUGUUUGAUAAAAGAAUAUUUAGAGAUUAUUUUUUUAUGUGCACUUAUGAUUUUUAGGGAAUAAGGAAUUUUCGUACAAAUAUUAAACAUUAUUGAUACUGACAGUUCUGCAGCUUCUUAUUUUGUAUUAAAAAACCAACAAAUAAUUACUCUUACUGACAUUAAUAGUAAAAUUAUAUUCACCUAAAUUUAUUUAUUAUUUUCUCUUGUUAAUAAUUGAUAGUAUUCACAUAAAUUAAAUAACACUUUUGAGGAAUACACUAAAGUAAUUUUUCAUUCCCAUCAGCAGUUAACUGUCAUUAUAAUAACAUGACAUUAUUGUAAAGUAAUGGAUUAAUUUUUUAUUAUAUAUUACGAGAAGUGAUGGACUUUUUAAUUUGACUGUACUUCUUGGAGGUUUGUCACUACAAAACAAAGUCCCUGCUGAACCGUACUAUACCAUUGUUAAUAACUGAACUGUAAAAUAUGUAUAAUUUAUAUUAUCAUUUUAUUUUAUUUUUUGAAAAUAUUAGAUUAUUAUUAGGUAAUUUUAGUUAAUUGUUAAUAUUAGAUUUCAUCCGUCCAGUUUUUUCAGACUGUUAUUAUCAUUUCUAUUAAGAUCUGUAAACACUACUUGUGUAUAGAAAUUAAUUCCAUCCACUUAGUAUUAAUGUGUUUGUUUUUAUAUUUGAUUUAUACUAAGGAG